Lasiosphaeria miniovina is the source of this 468-nucleotide messenger RNA. RefSeq lists its product as uncharacterized. The transcript has a single exon. The annotation marks the transcript as partial. The record is from RefSeq and is a predicted model, not a curated record. Lineage: Eukaryota; Fungi; Ascomycota; Sordariomycetes; Sordariales; Lasiosphaeriaceae.
CUGGCUCUGUGCAGCGCCGCUGCCGGCCAACUCUCGCAGCCGCAGCUCAACAGCUGGCGGCAGCCCUCUUUUGGGUAUCCCGAAACGACGGACGGCAACGUGGGCACCUUCAAGUCGGUCGACCUGAGCCGGGCACGCUUCUCGCUGCUGUUCAACAACUACGACAACUAUGCCGGCUUGUACAUCCAGUCGUCGUCGGCCAACUUCAUCACCGACUACAACGUCGACGCCGUCAUAGGGAACACGGACCCCGUCGUCGGCCGCGUGUGCGGCGCCACGUCCAACUUCACCCUCAUAACCUUCACGGACCCGGCCACGGGCAACCCGUGGAUCCGCACCGCCACCAUGUUCGUCAACGUGAUCAACACGCUAGGCUCUAACAGCAACGCCAUCGUCAACGAGAUCUACCCCAUUUACCAGGGCGACUCCAUCUUCGACCCGGGCAACACGGUGCCGUGCCCGCCCGAC